Molecule: messenger RNA, 3156 nt
Organism: Drosophila ficusphila
Lineage: Eukaryota; Metazoa; Arthropoda; Insecta; Diptera; Drosophilidae
Gene: Itgbn
Product: integrin beta-nu
Exons: 6
Coding region: 94-2496 (800 amino acids)
Biological process (GO): cell adhesion mediated by integrin; cell-matrix adhesion; integrin-mediated signaling pathway
Cellular component (GO): integrin complex; focal adhesion; cell surface
Molecular function (GO): integrin binding
Source: RefSeq, a predicted model, not a curated record
UUUAAAGCCGUACGGUUGUUUGCUCCAAUAGAAAAAUAAUUAUAAAAAUAAAAACCGAAAAAAUUUCCAAUUUGAAGUGAGAAAAAAUUUAAAAUGACGUCACUGUGGGGACAGGUGUUCUUGUGGAUCUGCUUAUUCACUCUCAUUUGGGGAAUCUGUCAAACGGAAGCAGCCAACAUUGAUGAGAUAUGUAAACACUCGGACAGCUGUGAAAGGUGUUUAUCCACUCACCUGGAAUGCGCAUGGUGCACGGAUAAGGAAUUCCAAGCGGGCUAUCGCUGUCUAUCUCGCUCGCUACUCCUUCAAUACAACUGCAGCGAAACGGAUAUCUAUGAAAAUCAACCAGUUUUGGAUCUUCUGCAGGAUAAACCCCUAAAGGACUAUGAAACUAGCGAUCAGGCAGUACAGGUUUCACCCCAACGAGCAUACCUCAAGUUGGUCAAAGGAAACACGCAACGCAUCAAGCUGAGCUAUAGAACUGCACGCAAUAAUCCACUCGAUUUGUACGUGCUGAUGGACCUCACCUGGACAAUGAGGGACGACAAGGAGACCCUGGAGGAGUUGGGAGCCCAGCUCAGUCAGACCCUUAAAAAUUUAACGGGCAACUAUCGACUGGGAUUUGGCUCGUUUGCGGAUAAGCCAACCCUGCCAAUGAUUCUACCGCAAAACAAGGAGAAUCCUUGUGCUCUCGAGCGGGCUAAAUGUGAACCCACCUAUGGUUAUAGACAUCAGUUGUCCUUAACCGAUGAUAUACCCGCCUUUACCUCAGCGGUGGCUAAUAGCAAGAUCACUGGGAAUUUGGAUAAUCUCGAAGGAGGCUUGGAUGCUCUGAUGCAGGUGAUAGUUUGUCCCAAGGAAAUCGGUUGGAAGGAGCAGGCUCGAAAAGUUGUGAUCCUGGUAACUGAUGGGUUUAUGCAUUUGGCGGGCGAUGGACUUUUAGCUGGUAUUAUUGAGCGCAAUGAUAAGCAAUGCCAUCUGAAUAGUGCAGGUGAAUACACGGGAUCCUUGGAGUACGAUUAUCCUUCUCUGGAGGAAAUCUAUAGGGAGUUACUUCGCCGCAAGAUAAACGUGAUAUUUGCUGUCACCAAGGAAGUGGUAAGUAGCUACAGGGAACUCAGUGCCUUGAUGAAGGAAAUCAGCUAUGUGGAUAUACUGAGUGCGGAUUCUUCUAAUAUUUUGGAACUGAUCAAAAAGAGUUACGAGAGCUUGAUAAAGCGCACUCAAUUUGCGGAUAACAGUCCAGACUUUAUUGACAUGGUUUACUAUACGGAUUGUGGCGGACAGUUUCCCACUCUGCAGAAACGAAACUUCUGCAAUAAUGUCAGUCUGGGUAAAAAAAUUUAUUUCUACGUGGAUGUCACCCUUAAAAAAUAUCCAGAUAAUAAAGUUUAUACCCACAAAAUACGGGUAGAAGAAACCUCCUUGAGCGAGUACAUGGAUCUGGACGUGGAGCUGCAGCGUCCUUGUCCCUGCCAGGAAAUUCCGAAUCCGGAGGACGAGGUUGGGCGCUUCCAGUGCCAGAAUCAGGGAUACAUGUACUGUGGAAUGUGCAACUGCGACGAGGGAUGGACUGGCACCUUUUGCACCUGUCCCAAGGAUGGCACAAAUGUCACCAGCAACGAAGCUCUGCUCCAGAAGUGCCGACAACCUUUGACGGAAAAGACCACUUCUCCAUUAGUUUGCUCCAAUCACGGGGAUUGCGAUUGUGGAAAUUGCCUUUGUGAUCUAGGAUAUACAGGUCCUUUCUGCGAGUGUCGUGAAUGCAUCGAUUGCGAUGAGAAGCUGGCCGAUUGCUUUUGCGGUCAGUGUGUCUGCAAAUACGGAUGGUCGGGAACCAGAUGCAAUUGCGAUGGGGAUACGGAUGCCUGUUUGGGACCCACAGGGGAAAUCUGUUCACAACGUGGAAAUUGUGAUUGCGGAGUGUGCCAGUGUGAGGAGCCAUUCUUGGGAACAUUCUGCGAAAUUGAUCCGGAAAAGGACAACAAACUGUGUCAGUUCUAUGAGCCCUGUGUCACCUGCUUAAUUGAACAGAAACAGGGAAUCAAUACCUGUGAUAAUCUGAGUGAUAUAUGCAGCAGUUUGGACAGACAAGAGCACUUCACGUACUCAUUUGUCCACGAAUUGGAUUCCGAACAGGAUCAGUGUUUGGUGCGAGUGGUGAACAAACAUGGCAUCCAAUGUGAUAGCUAUUUUGUCUAUCAGGUCAUCGAUCAUUCCAAUUUCCUGACCAUCCAAGCAGUCGACUGCGAACCCGUCGAUUAUGUGGCUUUGUUUGGUUUUAUAUCUGGUUUUACUCUGCUGAUUGGAUUACUGUUGAUAUUCCUUAUUUUGUGGUGCAUUCGUGCCAAGGAUGCCAGGGAAUACGCUAAAUUCUUGAAGGAAACGGAACAGUCUUGGGUGAGAGAGGAGAAUCCCAUUUACCGGGAUCCUGUGGGAAGAUAUGAAGUUCCCAAAGCUUUGAGUGUUAAAUACGACGAGAAUCCGUUUGCCAGUUGAUUUAAAUUAAUAUGUUUUACUAGUUUUGUAUUGCAUUUUAUGCUAACUGACACUUGCCUUUAAUUCAGUACUUCCUUUUAAGCCAAAAACAUUUAUUUUAUUAAGUAUUCCUUGUAAGUAUUAUCCAUACCCAAACAUUAAAAUAUUAAAAAUAUUUUAAAACCAUUCCAAAGCUUUGUAGAACAAAAAACACAUUUUAGUUUUCAUUGUUUUCAUAUAAUAGGUAUAUUUUGAACAUAAAUUUGUUUUUAUACAUAAAUUUUGAUGAAUUUUUUUUAAUAAUUCGUAUAUAAUAUCUAGGCUAAUUUAACUAAGAAUUUGUUAUAUUUAUAUUUUAACAAAGUUUUCAAUUUCGAAUUGGACAAUUCCGUUGAGCAAAAGUUUUGAUUGCAUUCAUUUUAGUAGACAAGUAAAUGGCUUAAGACCUGGGGUAUUGUUUAAAUUAAGUGAUGACUACUGGCAAAUCGGAAAUGCAAAAUGCAAAACAUUACCUUAACAUAAAACACGUACACUUAAGAGGCAUUACAAAAAUACAAUUCGAUUAAUUAAGGCUAAACGCUUUCCCCUUCAUUCUACUUUAACUAAAUGUAAUAUCACUAGAUUUGUAGCUUAGAUUUAGUAAAUGGUUUCUGGCCGGCGAAAAAUGCCAAAAACACGAAA